AUGAAGUUUGCAAAGCAGCUCGGACUUCGGAGCAUCCCAAGCUGGGCGCCCUACUACCUCGACUACAAGUCCCUCAAGGGGUACAUCAAGACCGCUUUCAAGGACUUUGCCGGGCCCUUGGAGUCCCUGGAGAGCCUCGACCAUGAGGACCAUGAGCAAGGAGAUACCGACCAGAAUGUAGAGCCAUCCAUCCUUCCAAAAGCAUCCCCCGAGAGCGUCGCUGCUGCUACCGAUGACGACAGUGAAAGUCCCGUCGUCUCUCAGGAAAACCAUCAUCAUGUUACGUUAACGACCUCACAGGAGGAGAACGAGCUUCUUGUCAAGGAGGCCGUGCCUUCAACAAGCAACAACAAGAAGACGGAUGAAGAAGAGGCAGCUCGGGAGGCAUCGAUCAACAUCAUUGUGGAUGGCUUCAGGGCGUUGCUCUGGGCUGAGCUGGAAAAGGUCAAUGCACGCUACGAGGCCCAGGAACGGAUUGCUGGCGUCACUAUGGAUCGGCUCAACGACAGCGUAAGUCUCUCUCUUCUUCUUCUUUUCGUUGACUCCUCCUUUUGUUCUAGUCCAGCACAUUGA
Linnemannia hyalina is the source of this 573-nucleotide messenger RNA. The record is from the annotation of a GenBank genome assembly. NCBI's taxonomy places the organism in Eukaryota, Fungi, Mortierellomycota, Mortierellomycetes, Mortierellales, Mortierellaceae.